AUGGAGUCCAAUGCAGUCCAGCUGACAAGAAUGGAAUAUGCCAUGAAGUCCCUCAGCCUUCUCAACCCCAAGUCCCUCUCCAGGUAUGUGGCAGUGAGCACCUCGGUGGUGACCCAGCAGCUGCUGUCGGAGCCCAGCCAGGCACCCCGUGCACCCCUCCGGGCACGGCCCUGCAGAGUGAGCACCCAGGACCGGAGUGUGCGGAAGGGCAUCAUGGCGCACAGCCUGGAGGACCUCCUCCUCAAGGUUCGGGACACCCUGAUGCUGGCAGACAAGCCCUUCUUCCUGGUGCUGGAGGAAGACGGCACGGUGGUGGAGACAGAAGAGUAUUUCCAAGCCCUGGCAGACGACACAGUGUUCAUGGCCCUCCAGAAGGGGCAGAAAUGGCAGCCCCCACCAGACCAGGCCUCUAGGUACCAGCUCUCCCUCUCCCGUACGCCUGUCAAGAAGAUCGACGUGGCCCGUGUAACUUUUGACCUGUACAAGCUGAACCCACAGGACUUCAUUGGCUGCCUGAACAUAAAGGCAACUCUCUACGGCACAUACUCCCUUUCCUACAAUCUUCACUGCUAUGGGGCCAAGCGCGUCAUGAAGGAAGCUCUUCGCUGGGCCCUCUUCAGCAUGCAGGCCACAGGCCACAUGCUGCUCGGCACCUCCUGUUACAUGCAGCAGCUUCUGGAUGCCACAGAGGAAGGGCAGCCCCCUAAGGUCAAGGCCCCAUCCCUCAUCCCAACCUGUCUGAAGAUACUGCAAUGA
This is a messenger RNA of Pipistrellus nathusii (Nathusius's pipistrelle), 756 nucleotides long. The record is from the annotation of a GenBank genome assembly. NCBI's taxonomy places the organism in Eukaryota, Metazoa, Chordata, Mammalia, Chiroptera, Vespertilionidae.